AAAUAUGUUUAAGUUGUACUCAUGAGGAUGAAAAUCACCAAAGUUUUUUCUAUAAGCCUUGUGCAUUUUGUAUGUAUUUGUAUCAAAAGAUAUUUGGAAUUCCUAUUUAGCCAGAGGGCAGUGACUUGAUCCAGUUAUUUGUGGUAACUCUCUUCUUCCCAAUGAUGGAGUAGAGCAUAAAGGAGGGGAGAAAUGGGGCAAGAAAUGACUGACUGUCACUACAAGAUAUGUCUUUGGUGUUUUUUUUGGCUUUGUUCUGUUUUGUUUUGGGGGGGGACAUGGUCUCUCUCUGCCGCCUAGGCUGGAGAGCAGUGGCAUGAUCUCGGCUCACUGCAGCUUCUACUUCCUGGCCUCAAGCAGUCUUUCCACCUCAGCCUCUCAACGCACUGGAAUUACAGAUGUGAGCCACCACACUAGGCCUACAAGUGGUCCUUACACCAGAUUAAUUUAUCUUGAAAUGGCGGGCAACUGAAUCGCACACCUCAAUCUAUGAUUUGACUUUUAAAGAAUUAAUUAUAUUGACUGAGAGAGAGGCCCAGGAGAGAAAGAAGAAAGAAAAGGAGCCAGGGAUGGCUCUUCCUCAGGGAUCUUUGACAUUCAGGGAUGUGGCUGUAGAAUUCUCUCAGGAGGAGUGGAAAUGCCUGGACCCUGUUCAGAAAGCUUUGUACAGGGACGUGAUGUUGGAGAACUACAGGAACCUCGGCUUCCUGGGACUCUGUCUUCCUGACCUGAAUAUUAUCUCCAUGUUGGAGCAAGGGAAAGAGCCCUGGACUGUGGUGAGCCAAGUGAAAAUAGCGAGGAACCCAAACUGUGGGGAAUGCAUGAAAGGCGUGAUCACCGGUAUCUCUCCUAAAUGUGUGAUCAAGGAAUUACCACCAAUACAGAACAGUAACACAGGAGAAAAAUUCCAAGCAGUGAUGUUGGAAGGACAUGAAAGCUAUGACACUGAAAAUUUUUACUUCAGGGAAAUCCGGAAAAAUCUACAGGAAGUUGACUUUCAAUGGAAAGAUGGUGAAAUAAAUUAUAAAGAAGGGCCGAUGACCCAUAAAAACAAUCUUACUGGUCAAAGAGUUCGACAUAGUCAAGGGGACGUAGAAAACAAGCAUAUGGAAAAUCAGCUUAUAUUAAGGUUUCAGUCCGGUCUGGGUGAAUUGCAGAAAUUUCAAACUGCAGAGAAAAUUUAUGGAUGUAAUCAAAUUGAGAGGACAGUUAAUAAUUGUUUUUUAGCUUCACCACUUCAAAGAAUUUUUCCUGGUGUCCAAACCAACAUUUCUAGGAAAUAUGGGAAUGAUUUUUUGCAACUUUCGUUACCUACACAAGACGAGAAAACACAUAUUAGGGAAAAACCUUACAUAGGUAAUGAGUGUGGCAAAGCCUUCAGAGUGUCUUCAAGUCUUAUUAAUCAUCAGAUGAUACAUACUACAGAGAAACCUUACAGAUGCAAUGAGUCUGGUAAAGCCUUUCAUCGGGGCUCACUACUAACAGUACAUCAGAUAGUCCAUACAAGAGGGAAACCAUACCAAUGUGAUGUAUGUGGCAGGAUCUUCAGACAAAAUUCAGAUCUUGUAAAUCACCGGAGAAGUCACACUGGAGACAAACCCUACAUAUGUAAUGAAUGUGGCAAGUCCUUUAGUAAAAGUUCCCACCUUGCAGUUCAUCAGAGAAUUCAUACUGGAGAGAAACCUUACAAAUGUAAUCGAUGUGGGAAGUGCUUUAGUCAAAGUUCCUCUCUUGCAACUCAUCAGACAGUUCAUACUGGAGACAAACCCUACAAAUGUAAUGAAUGUGGCAAAACCUUUAAACGGAACUCAAGCCUCACUGCACAUCAUAUAAUCCAUGCAGGAAAGAAACCAUAUACAUGUGAUGUAUGUGGCAAGGUCUUUUAUCAGAAUUCACAACUUGUAAGGCACCAGAUAAUUCAUACUGGAGAGACACCUUACAAAUGUAAUGAAUGUGGCAAGGUCUUCUUUCAACGUUCACGUCUUGCAGGGCACCGGAGAAUUCAUACUGGAGAGAAACCCUACAAAUGUAAUGAAUGUGGCAAGGUCUUCAGUCAACAUUCACAUCUUGCAGUGCAUCAGAGAGUUCAUACUGGAGAGAAACCUUACAAAUGUAAUGAAUGUGGCAAAGCCUUUAAUUGGGGCUCAUUACUAACUGUACAUCAGAGAAUUCAUACCGGAGAGAAACCUUACAAAUGUAAUGUGUGUGGCAAGGUCUUUAAUUACGGUGGAUACCUUUCGGUUCAUAUGAGAUGUCAUACUGGAGAGAAACCUCUCCAUUGUAAUAAAUGUGGCAUGGUCUUCACUUACUAUUCAUGCCUAGCACGUCAUCAAAGAAUGCAUACCGGAGAGAAACCUUACAAAUGUAAUGUGUGUGGCAAGGUCUUCAUUGACAGUGGAAACCUUUCAAUUCAUAGGCGAAGUCAUACCGGAGAGAAACCUUUCCAGUGUAACGAAUGCGGCAAGGUCUUCAGUUACUACUCAUGCCUAGCACGUCAUCGGAAAAUUCAUACCGGAGAGAAACCUUAUAAAUGUAAUGAUUGUGGCAAAGCCUAUACUCAGCGUUCAAGCCUCACUAAACAUCUGGUAAUUCAUACUGGAGAGAACCCUUACCACUGUAAUGAAUUUGGUGAGGCUUUUAUCCAAAGUUCAAAACUUGCAAGAUAUCACAGAAAUCCUACUGGGGAGAAACCACACAAAUGUAGUGAAUGUGGUAGAACUUUUAGUCAUAAAACAAGUCUGGUGUACCAUCAGAGAAGACAUACUGGAGAGAUGCCAUACAAAUGUAUUGAAUGUGGGAAAGUCUUUAACUCCACUACAACCCUGGCAAGGCAUCGGAGAAUUCAUACUGGAGAGAAACCUUACAAAUGUAAUGAAUGUGGCAAGGUCUUCCGUUAUCGCUCAGGCCUCGCACGUCAUUGGAGUAUUCAUACUGGAGAGAAACCUUACAAAUGUAAUGAGUGUGGCAAAGCCUUUAGAGUUUCCCGAGAGGGUGAACAGACGUCAGCGCCAUGUUUCCUAUAAAGCCUGCAAAAUUACAGAGUCUCGCUCUGUCGCCCAGGCUGGAGUGCAGCGGCGCGAUCUCAGCUCACUUCAAGCUCCACCUCUCGGGUUCUUGCCAUUCUCCUGCCUCAGCCUCCCAAGUCGCUGGGACUAUAGGCGCCCACCACCACGCCUGGCUAAUUUUUUUUGUAUUUUUAGUAGAGACAGGGUUUCACCAUGUUAGCCAGGAUGGUCUCGAUCUCUUCGUGCUCUGCCCACCUCGGCCUCCCAAAGUGCUGGGAUUACAGGUGUGAGCCACCGCUCCCAGCCUCUCUGUACAAAUUUUUUGCCACACAAAUCUGAAAAUACCACCUUGAUUUAUGGAUCCUCCAAGUUUUUCACUGAAGUACAAGGGAACAAAUGUAAAUCUAUAAAUUGGGUUAAAUGAUUUCUAGGAAAGUGUAUAAUAAUAAUAACAAUUAUUUUUUUGAGACAGAGUCUCUGUCACCCAGGCUGGAGUGAAACUGUGUCUCAAAAUAAAUAAAUAAAUAAUAAAUAAAUAAAUAAUAGAAAUGAAGUUUUGCUAUAGUUGAGAAAUUAUAGAAUGCCAUGCUUAUUAUGAUAACCUCAUACAGAAAUUUUUACAGCUUUUUGAAAAAUGGCUUUUUUGUUAUUCAAUUUUUAUAGUCUUAUAAACAUUAAUUUUCACAAGACUAGUGUAAAAAUAUUGUAGACAAUUUGUCUAAGCAGUAUUUCGGAAGCACUUUCAACAGUUAUGUAAAGGGUCCUAUUUAUGCUUGAAGAAAGGACAUGUAUAAGGUUUUUAGCAUGAGGAAAUUAAGUCUUUCUCAACCUAGAAGUCAGGAGUUUCAAGAGUAAACAUUCAGUGUUGAAUUAAAGAAUCUGAAUCUAUUUUUUGAUUGAUUACUGACAUCUUUUAAGCCACACUAUUUGGGCAAGUUGAUAAUAAAGCCUGAGUGCUCCCUUCUUUGGUAUAUGCUGGAAGUUCAAGACAUGCCUGGGUACCUUUACCCUUGCCCUACUCCUUAACCAUAGUCACAACACAUUUUCCUGCUCUCACAAGCCACUUUUGAACCAGCUUGGGAAGUCUCCUGCUCUUUCCAGAGUCUCAUUAUGUAACAAAUAUUCUCAUGAUACUUCACUAUGUGACGUCAUCAGUCCCAGCAUCCAAAUCAAAGUGUGGGUGGGGUUCCACUCUGUUCUAGUGGAGUGGCCACAGUGCUAAUUAACAAAAUAUGCUUUGGGUUGAAUAUAUAAAGUUUCUACUUUACUCACCCUGCAGAAUA
Molecule: messenger RNA, 4288 nt
Organism: Homo sapiens (human)
Lineage: Eukaryota; Metazoa; Chordata; Mammalia; Primates; Hominidae
Gene: ZNF841
Product: zinc finger protein 841
Cellular component (GO): nucleus
Molecular function (GO): sequence-specific double-stranded DNA binding
Source: RefSeq, marked validated